This is a messenger RNA of Fusarium musae, 2733 nucleotides long. RefSeq lists its product as uncharacterized. The transcript has 2 exons. The record is from RefSeq and is a predicted model, not a curated record. NCBI's taxonomy places the organism in Eukaryota, Fungi, Ascomycota, Sordariomycetes, Hypocreales, Nectriaceae. The coding region runs from base 1 to 2733 and encodes 910 amino acids.
AUGCCUUCGCUCCCCGCGUUUUUGUCUCGUUCGGUGCCAGCGUCCAGCAGCAGCAGCAGCGGCGUGAUCACUAAUGCGCCUGUGAUUCCCAGCACCCGCCUGGGUCCUGCUGCUGAUCUGCUGGAGACUGAAUUGCUUAGAAUGUACUGGGAAGGAGUCGAGCGCGAGCUGCCUUAUUUGCUAUUGACAUUCGGGCGCUGGCAAUCACAUCCAGACACAUCGGAUUUUCUUCCAGAGGAAGAGGAUGAUUUUAUUUACGGUUACGAUACGUUUCUCGAUUCCGUUUCCGAUAUUUCUCGCCAGUUUCAUGAACGCAACAAGAGGAACCAACGAUCAAAACGGCCACAGAAGAAAGCGAAAAAAGACACAAAAGCACCACCUUCAUACGAUGAAGUUCUACGAGACCGUGGCUGGGACAUCUUCGCCGACAUAAAGAGCAACAGCAUCAAGGGCGGUAUAAGAGCCUCUCUCAGCGAGCGCAAACUACUGGACCCAGGUAGACGAAGAGCCCGCAUGCUUCUACAAUCAGCGCAGUUCCUCGACAUCGACAAAAUUAUUGAGCAUCGCGAACCGGAACAGGCACUAUCGUUCUGGAAAAGACCUGCUUCUGCUCAAAUUCGGCUCUGGUCAUAUGACGAUUUAAACCAGCCGGUGUUCGUCCCCCAGCUCUGCUCCGAAUGCAAGGCGACAAUUCGGGGAUGCACCUUUCAGGACACCAGCGACGAAAGCAUUGUCAUAUGCGAAAGCUGUUACCGAGCGACGCAUUAUGGUCAAAUGCGCUUUGCCAAGAAAUACAAAGAAUGCUGUCUUCCUACGGCCUUGACGCCAGAGAUCAGUCGCAAGUUGUGCUAUUGCAGUACAGUUCGUCGACGAGACCAAGAUGGACGCUCUCGGUCGCUGUGGCCGAUUGAUCCUACGCGCGACGGCCACCACAUCAAAGGUGGGCUUGGUCGUGUAGGCUGCGGAUUGUACACAGUCACAGAUCUCUUUGCAGAGGCAAAGUAUGCGUCUACAAGAUCACAGUUCGGCAAAAACGAUAGUCUCCUUCAAUUACGAAAGAAGGAUCCUGUAGGAGGCGAGCUGCCAAAACCAGUGUCGGUAAACAGGAAGCAACCAAGUCGAUUGGGGCAUCUCAAUGAGACCUCGCUGCCCGAAUAUGGCUAUUCUUAUGGGUUCAGCACUGAUGAGCCGGAGAAUAUUCCCAUAUACUUGAGGUCGACGAUCGAGAAGUACCCGUAUGGGAACGUUCACAUGAGUCUUCGCUUUGGCCCUCUAAUCAUCGAGAAUGGCGUCGCAAAUACCAUGGGUGGCGUCCUUGUCACCAGUCGAGAUCCGCCUUCAUUACAAGUUAUCCGUGAUCCCUCCGAAAACAUCACCAAAUCCCUUCUUCUCACAGGCGAGAGAGAUCGCCUUCUCUACAUCCAGGAUAGACCACGACACCCAAAGCGAUAUAAAGCCUUCAUGAAGCAAGUCGUCGGGGGGGCCUUUUGCGACUUCUUCGAGUCCGGGAUUGAGGAUGAGCUUAUCGACGCCUUCAUACACGAAUCCAAUUGUCUGGCCCAAGACGGAUUGACUUUUGCAGAGCAAGAAACUAUGCUUGAACAGGGCACCAAACGUCUGCUUCUACACGUCAAAGAAUACCUCGCAUCGAGGGUGCAGGCGUAUAUCUCGAGAAUCACUGCUCAUCUUCUCGAUCCAGAGGUCCAGCUCAAAUGGCAUUACCGCGACAACAAUUGCCAGGCAUUCUGUGACAAAUUGAUUGACCGCGACAUAUUCGGUCCUCUCUUUGCCUCCAAGGCGACGGUAGGCCAACCAAUGCCACUGUACUUGAUGAGCUUUGUAUGUCGACCCGGCUCACAUGUUCCUACACGGGCAUUCUCGAAAUACGACGUUCCAAAUGGUCUGACAGAAGAAUACCUCCUCAAGUUUCGCUAUGGACGCCACGAUGACUCUGACAUUGUCGAUACACUCGCCGAAUACUGGACAGAUUGGGCUUGCCUGGAAGGACCAAUUUAUCCAUACCAGGAUGUCUUUCCAUGGGAUUGUACCGAAGCAUAUGAUCGGUAUCCCGGGAACUGUGGCGACUGCAACAUUGGAAAACAUGUUCUCGCAUUCCCAUUUGACUCUUGGUCCAUCGCGUCUCUGCAUCUUGCCCGAGGCCGGCAAUUGUAUCCCGCCAAUACACAGCCUUCGAUCGGCAAGUCAGCAGAGAAGCGAGCAAACCCAGGCAUCAUGACAGAUACGGAGUGGUUCAAGAACCGCAUCACAGUGCUACUCGGCCAAGAUGUCCUCCUCACGACUGCGGUUGCCAUGGCAAAAUCUAGUCAAUUCCAAGCAUCAACAACAUGGCUCACCAACCAUGAGGACGAGACCAUGGAUAGACUCAAGCUCGGCGGUAUCCAUCGCGCACAACCAUUCAGUCACCACUUUGAGAAAGGCGCUUACCAUCAAUACUUUGUUGCCGACUGGGCCUUCCUCGCUCAGCCCUUACGACUUGUCGAGUAUGAGAAGUUUCGGGAUUGGAGAGCAACUAAGAUCGAUGUGGGUGCAAACACGUCUAAAGACGGCGGCGGAGGAGGAUGCGGUGCAGGUCCUUUCGCUUGUGGCGCGAUAGCAGCGGGAUGUGCAGCAGGAUCUCCAGGAAUGGCUGGUGAUACCUGUGGAAGUGGGUGCGUGUCAAGUUGUGGUGGCGGUGAUGGUGGCGAUGGAGGAUGUGGUGGUUGUGGAGGAUGA